Molecule: messenger RNA, 2455 nt
Organism: Eublepharis macularius
Lineage: Eukaryota; Metazoa; Chordata; Lepidosauria; Squamata; Eublepharidae
Exons: 12
Coding region: 125-2455 (776 amino acids)
Biological process (GO): T cell activation; interleukin-15-mediated signaling pathway; positive regulation of ERK1 and ERK2 cascade
Cellular component (GO): external side of plasma membrane; membrane raft
Molecular function (GO): protein tyrosine kinase binding; MHC class II protein binding
Source: RefSeq, a predicted model, not a curated record
AGAGCAGUGAACACCUGGUGAGGAGUUUUCUCGCAGAGAAAAAGGACGGACAAGAAACAGUGGCACAGAGACUGGGAGCACUUCCAGCCUUCAGUUCCUGCAUGGAAAGGGUGUACCAGCAGAUAUGGGCCUGAACAACAUUCUCAUUUCUUUUCUGCUUCACCUGGGAGUGCUGCUUCCCGUGACUGCGGACCAACAUGCUUAUGCCAUCGCUGGCAAGCCUUUUACCCUUUCUUGUCCUGAUGCUGGAAAAAACCAAAAUCCAGGCACUGUGAUAUGGAAACACAAUGGGACAAAAGUUCUUAACUAUAUGAAAGGGAGACCUUGGAAAGGUAAAUCCAGCUUAUACAAAUACAAAGGUACAGAUAAUGGGGAAUUCUCCUUAGAAAUGCCAGAAGCAGAGGAAGGCCUUUAUACCUGUGCUGUUGAUGGAAGAGAGACAAAUAUUCACCUUCGGUUUUUGAAAGUGACGGGCUCUCCAGAAGGAUCUCUCCUGCAAGGUGAGAGCCUAGAGCUGCAGCUGCAUCCUGCUAGUUUGGAACAAGUCACAAUCGAAUGGAUUAGCCCCCGCCAUGAGAGGGGCAACCCACCGCAUUGGACUCUAAUGGACAACAAUCAGAGGCUGCGAAUUAAAGAGCUUCAUGUUCAGGAUGACGGGAUCUGGAAAUGUUCCGUCCUCGGGCUGGUGAUCCCCUACAAAGUCACGGUCAUAGGUUUUCUCAGCGCAUCAGAUAAAGAGAUCUUUGCAGCCGUUAAUAGCACAGUGACCUUUUCGCAUGAGUUGCAUUUUAACUCCCAACACAAAAAUGAUCUGAACAUUAAGGAACAACUCCUGACUGGGAAUAUAUCAGGAAGUCUUGUCUUUCUUGAUGCCAGCGGUGACUGUGAUCAGAAAAAAAUACCCAAUGUCCAGUUUAAGGAUGCUGGAUGGUACCCCUGCAGCCUCAGAUUUAACCGUGGGUAUUUGAACAAGACCAUCCAUUUGAUCGUGAUGGAAGUUGUCUUCCUUGCAGUCUUUGCCACGCCCCCAGGACCGCUCUUUAAAGAAGGCGAGGUGAAAUUUUGCUGCAGCAUCUCCGCUCCUCUCCCGCCUGGAGCUCUGUUGCGCUGGGAUAGUGGGAAUGAAACCAAAGAGAUUUCUGACUGCCUCGUGAUCAGAACGGCAGGGCUGUGGACCUGCAGCCUCAUAGUGGAGGACAAAGUGAAGAUCAGGGUGAACUACACUGUGGAGGAGGCCUCGUUGCAGCCUCGAUUCCCUCUGAUGGAGUCGGCCUGGGGAGCCGGUGUGGCGCUACUGUUGCUGGCCCUCGUAAGCGUGUGCUUGUCCACCUAUGUAACUAUGAAACGGAAAAAGCAACGAGUGGAGAGGAUGGCCCAGGCAAAGCAACAUCUGCUUGCAAAAAGGACUUGCCAGUGUCAAAGCAGUAACAUGGCAGUCCCUCGUGAAGCGGCAGCUGACACGACCCACCAUCCUGCCUUUACAGAAAGGACGGAGUUGCAGGACCCAUUCCCCCCUGCUCGGAGAGGACAGCAGGUGGCUUGGAUAGGGAGCACUGUGAUGUUCAACCUCAUGUGCAACAGCAUCGAGCUGUUCCUUGUGGCCCAAAGGGCGGCUCACGACAUCCUUCUCUCCUCCUGUCGACCUUCACAACCACCCGGCGAGGUAGGUGAGGCCGAGAGCGGGGGCCCUGACGGCGCGGGGAUUCGAACCGGGCCCCGCGCGUCCCCGGCCUGCCCCCUCCCUCGGCGCCCCGAGCGCGCAGCGCCCCCCGCCUCUGGCAGGGACGGCGCGCCGCCUCCUGCCCUCCCCAGAGGAGGGACGCCGAGCCCCGCCGAGCUCCGCGCCGCCUCCCCCCGCGCCCGCAUUAGCGACGGAGCGGCGCGCCAAGGGCCGGGCCGGGGCGGCUGGACCUCGCGGGCGGGCAUGUGGGCAGCGGCGGCGGGCGGGCGGGCGGCGGGGCGAGGCGGGGAGCCGCGCCCGCAGGCAGCCGCGCAGGCAGGCGGCGGCCGAGGAUGCUCCGGUCGCCAUGGCAGCGGCGGCGGCGGCGGCGGCGGCAGCGGCGGAGGUAAGCCGGCUCCCCUCGCGCCAAGCAGCCCCGGCAGGAUCUGGCCUGGCCUGGCCGCCCGCGACGCCCUUCGCGCCGCCGCCCCCCCCGCCCCGCAAGGGCUCGCCCGCCCGGCCCGGCCCAUCCGCGCCCUUCUCCCGCCAGCCGUAACCACUGGGGGCCACUGCCGGCCGCCAUGGCGCCAGGCCAGAGGGCCACAGGAGUGGAGGAUGCGUGACGAACAGCAGGAGAAGGCGACACCUGGGGACACAGGACUGGGCUUGCAUACGGAGCCUGGAGACAGUGGGAAGGAGAGCCUCAGCCAGAAGGAGAGCCUUGGGCCGCAGCAGCAGCAGCACGGGCGCCCAAACUCAGGACGCGUUAGCAAGGAUGUGCAUAGCAUGCGUUGA